Molecule: messenger RNA, 601 nt
Organism: Mucor mucedo
Lineage: Eukaryota; Fungi; Mucoromycota; Mucoromycetes; Mucorales; Mucoraceae
Product: ribosomal protein L24e-domain-containing protein
Exons: 3
Coding region: 1-480 (159 amino acids)
Biological process (GO): ribosomal large subunit biogenesis
Cellular component (GO): nucleolus
Source: RefSeq, a predicted model, not a curated record
AUGCACAUCACACGUUGUUAUUUCUGCUCAGGACCUUGUUACCCUGGUCACGGUACUAUGUUUGUCCGUAACGACAGCAAGACUUUCCGUUUCUGCAGAUCCAAAUGUCACAAGAACUUCAAGAUGAAGCGUAAUCCUCGUAAGGUUCGCUGGACCAAGGCUUUCAGAAAGGCCAGUGGAAAGGAAAUGGUUAUUGAUUCUACCUUUGAGUUUGAGAAACGUCGUAAUGUUCCUGUCCGUUAUGAUCGCAACAUGAUGGCUACGACCAUCAAGGCUAUGAAGCGUGUUCAAGAGAUUCGUUCUAAGCGUGAGCGUGCCUUCUAUAAGAACCGUAUGGCCGGUAACAAGGCUUUGGAGAAGGAAGACGAUAUUCGUGUCGUUAACCAAAACAUUGAAUUGGCUCCUCUCGAAUCAAAGAAGAGAGUUCAAGCCAUGAAGGCAGAGAAGGCCAAGAACGAAAAUAUGGAAAUGGAAGAUUAAGUCGUCGUCGUCGUCGUCGGCGUGUGAGUGUGUUGUAAAUCACCCUCCCCCUUUUUGUAAAUAGAUUUUUAGAGACAUUAUAAUAAUAAAUCCCCAAUAUACUCUUUUUUUUUUUUUUGAC